AUGUCUUCGGCUGCCGUGCAGCAACAGAGCACGCCGCAGCAGUACUCACAGUCUGACCGCUACGCCAGCGACCCCAACUACACUCCCUCCCGACGAGCAGGUGCCGGUAAUGCUUCCGUACCGAACACCCCCUACCAGCAGCAGUCUUACUCAUCUCCGUUGUCUAGCGCCGCUACGAUGACCACCCCCAGAGGGCCCGGCAGCGGCCACGCGUCGCCGUCAGAGCCGCUGAGUAACUCUACGUAUCAGCAGUUCUACCCCGACUCAAUGGGAUCCGGCCAAGCGACUGCUCUACCCAUGCGGACAUCCGCCCAGCAGGCACCUUCAUCUGCCACGAAUUCGCCGUACGAUUCGCGAGGAUACAGCUCACGUUCGCAACAGGCUGGGUAUGGCAGCGAGAGCGAGCGAGAAAGAGGGCAAAGAACAACCAGGUCCCAGGCAGAUCCAGCCAGUGCAAGCCGGAGCAGUCAGCAGCGCUCCCGUCAUGCACCGCAACAAAGCAGAUCCACCACAGCGGUCGGCCAAACACCCAUGGACACUUCGCUACCACGCGAGCACAGUGCUAUCAUCAACCACAUAGUAGUGGAUGACCCACAAGCAGAUAUUGCUCGUGAGCGUGCACGUGUCCAAGAGGCGCAACCGUACCAGCGUGGCACCGAACCCGGCAUGCUCGAUCAGACCGUCCCUGCUGAGAACGAGCAGAAGCACCGGAGUCGGCAAGAGCACCUACGGCAACAGCCCACAAAUCGAUCGAAAGACUCCAAGCUUGGCGACUACAUCCUUGGGCAGACUCUUGGUGAGGGCGAGUUUGGAAAGGUCAAGAUGGGCUGGAAGAAGGACAGCACUGUCCAGGUCGCCAUCAAGCUCAUUAAGAAGGAUCAAGUCCAGGGCAACCCAACUCGCUUACCCAAGAUCUACCGCGAGAUCGGCAUUCUGCGGGACCUGCAGCAUCCGAAUAUUGUUCGGUUACACGAGUUCGUCGAGACCGAGCGGCACAUGGGCAUCAUCCUGGAGUACGCAUCUGGCGGCGAGCUGUUCGACUACAUCCUCAACCACCGCUACCUCAAAGAUCCAGCAGCGAGACGCCUUUUCGCUCAGCUGGUGUCUGGAGUCGGCUAUCUCCACAAAAAGGGCAUUGUACAUCGUGACCUGAAGCUGGAGAAUUUGCUACUGGAUCGGAACAAGAACAUCAUCAUCACCGAUUUUGGCUUUGCCAACAACUUUAAUCCUAAUGACGAGCUGGAUGAGGAAACGGAGAAGAGGAUCGGAGACAAGGACUUCGCCAAGCGGCAAGGUCUGGACGUGGUGAACGCGCAGGGUAACAGAAGAGGCGACCUGAUGCAGACGAGCUGUGGCAGUCCCUGUUAUGCUGCUCCGGAGCUGGUGGUGUCGGACGGGCUGUACACCGGAAGGAAGGUGGAUGUUUGGAGCUGUGGUGUCAUUUUGUACGCGAUGCUGGCCGGCUACCUUCCCUUCGACGAUGACCCAGCCAACCCAGAAGGCGACAACAUCAACCUGCUUUACAAGUACAUCGUCUCGACGCCUUUAACCUUCCCCGAAUACGUUACGCCGCAUGCCAGAGACCUGCUCCGUCGGAUCCUCGUCCCCAACCCACGAUUAAGAGCAGACCUGUUUGAAGUCGCGAGGCACAGCUGGCUCAGCGAGUACAGCCACGUCGUCGGCUUCAUCGGCAGCAGCACUAAGAGUGACCGCGACAUUGCGUCUUCUGCGAUGCGUCAAGGUGAAGAGCCGAUGCUUGGGAGGAGUGCUUCAGUCCGAGAUGGCACCAGCAGAUCUCCUGCGUCAGCUGGUAACUAUGCGCAGAAGCAGCCACCCAGCAGUGCUGACGGGGAGGCUGAUGCGAGGACCAAGCAGCAGCGCGAUGCCAAGAGGAGGACUGUGCAGCUCGAAUAUGUUGCGCCGAAAGACCAGACUGCGAGGGGAGAGACAAGUCCCACUGGACCCGCACAAAUGCCGGCGGUCUCGUCUGGUACCGGACGAACAAGGGCAAGGGGCGACUCACAAGGACCUGUUGAGGUGCCGCAGACGUCAAACAGAGACAUUGGGCCUCAAGUACCAAGGAAGGAUGUUCCAAGCAGUUCGCAGGCAAUGCCAGCACCCGCACGGCCUGGGAGAGACCAGAUCAGAGCAGCUUCUGACUCUCCGGCUACUUUCAGUCCGCACAGUGCUGCACCCAUGUCCAGACCCACCACCGGCGGCACUCUUGGCUCAGCAAGGCUCCCUUCACGCGGCAACUCCUACGGCCAGCCAGCCAUUCCGGCGUCGACAAAUACUAAUGCCCAAGGCCAUUUCUCGCAACCGAAAUCUGGCUCGGGCUACAUCAUCUCCAGUCCAGGCAGUCCAGAUCAGAUGCAGGGCACCGACAGCCGACCUAUCAGCACUCAGAAUCUCUCACAGUAUCAGCAACGACAGUCGCAGCCCGCUGAACAGCAAGCACAACGCGGACACAAGCGCUCAAGUACUCUCGGUAGUAUCGGAGAUCGUAUUUUGGGCCGCAGCUCUUCGCGUCGGUCAUCGCAGCAGCAGGAUCCACCGAAUGUGCUCGAGAAGCGCGACCGCAGGUACCCGCCAGUCAGCAUGCGCGCUCCUAUGCCUUCUGGUAACGAAGACGCCACGCCACGCCAAUCCAUGGAGAGCUCUCGCCGCACUAGCUUUGGCUUUAAUAGGAAGCCAUCAGAGACACCAUCAGAGAGCAAGCGGUCAUCUCGCCGCUUUUCGUUCUUGCCGAACUCCUUCAGUCUCAACAACUUCAGCAAGAACAAUCAAUCCCAGUCACCGUACGAGAACAGCGACCGUCCUGAAAGCAAAGGCAUGGCCUUCGGCCGCGGCGCCUCGCGCAGCCCAAGCAUGAGCACGACCAAUUCCACCAUCCCGCAGUACUACGAUCAAGACCGUGAAGCCGGCCGCACCCAGCAACGCCGCUCCAACCAGCAGGGCUCCUCCGGCGAUGCACCAUACCAGAACGCCCAGCAAGGCCGCUACGAGAAAGCCCUCCCACCGCAACCGCAGCGCAUGACCGCCACACCACCCUUCGUAGCGAAGAAGCAAUACCGCGAUGACGGCUACGGGGGCAACCUCCUCGACUCGGGCUCCCAACAGCAACCGCUCCCAUCACCCGGACCCAAUGAUCCCGUCGAGCGCUACUGGACCCCGGCGGAAGAAGCCGACCAAGACGCCAUGAUCUCCGGCCCAUACGGCAACAGCACUUACAACGCCAGCGGUGGCAACUACGCCGCACAGCCGGCUUCGUCAUCGAGGGAUGCGACUUACGGGGGCAGCAGUGCAAACUACGGGAGCAGUGGUGGUGGGUAUGAGAGUAAUGCUUACUCGCGGACGGAGGCGCUGCCACAGGGCCCGCAAGUGAGGGCGGGGAACAAUCGCAAGUUUGAGUAUGAUCGUGGGCAUGGGGGGAGUAGUGGGCCGACGAGACGGGUGAUGGAUUUCUUUCGGAGGAGGGGAAGGGAUAGGGGUGAGGUGUGA
Messenger RNA from Saxophila tyrrhenica, 3501 nucleotides. RefSeq lists its product as uncharacterized. The record is from RefSeq and is a predicted model, not a curated record. Gene Ontology annotation, biological process: protein phosphorylation; intracellular signal transduction. Gene Ontology annotation, molecular function: protein serine/threonine kinase activity; ATP binding. Lineage: Eukaryota; Fungi; Ascomycota; Dothideomycetes; Mycosphaerellales; Extremaceae. Gene Ontology annotation, cellular component: cytoplasm. The coding region runs from base 1 to 3501 and encodes 1166 amino acids. The transcript has 2 exons.